Molecule: messenger RNA, 3206 nt
Organism: Hydra vulgaris (swiftwater hydra)
Lineage: Eukaryota; Metazoa; Cnidaria; Hydrozoa; Anthoathecata; Hydridae
Product: 26S proteasome non-ATPase regulatory subunit 1
Biological process (GO): proteasome-mediated ubiquitin-dependent protein catabolic process; regulation of protein catabolic process
Cellular component (GO): proteasome complex; proteasome storage granule; nucleus
Molecular function (GO): enzyme regulator activity
Source: RefSeq, a predicted model, not a curated record
GGUGCCUAAUCUGUGGUUACUUAAAAACCGGAUUGACCUUUUCGUAGUUUAAGGUUAUUAAAAGGGCGCAAAAGCAGUCGUAAACUUCAAUGACACAGCACUAAUACUAAAAAAAUAAUCAUACAUUGAGUUAAAUAAUAACAUAUAGUUUAAAUAAAAUGAGUCUUACUUCUGCAGCUGGUGUAAUAGCUUUACUAGAUGAGCCUGAGCCAGAUUUAAAAUAUUACGCUCUCAAAAAACUUGACAGUAUUGUCAACCAAUUUUGGGCUGAGAUAUCAGAGGUUAUAACUAAAAUAGAAGAGCUUUGUGAGAAUGAUGUAUUCAUACAUAAAGAUCUUUCUUCACUUGUUGCAUCUAAGGUUUAUUAUCACCUUGGUUCAUUUGAAGAUUCCGUUAUGUAUGCACUUGGCGCAGAAAAUUUAUUUAAUGUAAAUAGUCAUUCAGAAUAUGUAGAAACGACAAUUGCAAAGUGUAUUGAUAUGUACAUACAGCUUCGGAUUACUGCUGCAGAAAACGCUGAUGGCAGUGAAAAAAAUAUAGAUAAAAGACUUGUUAAUAUUGUUGAUAGAAUGUUUCAAAGAUGUUUUGAUGAUAAAAAGUUCAAACAGGCAAUCGGCAUAGCUUUAGAAACACGAAGAGUUGAUAUGUUUGAACAAGCAAUAUUAAAAUCUGAAGAUAUUCAGGGAAUGCUCAGUUAUGCACUUGGUAUUUGUAUGUCAUUAAUUGAAAGUAGAUCUUUUCGAAAUCAGAUUCUUCGUAUAUUAGUAAAACUAUAUUUGAGCUUAGCGACACCGGACCAUAUCAGUGUUACACAGUGUUUGAUUUUUCUUGAUGAUCCAGACUCAGUAGCAAAUAUUUUAGAAAAACUUAUGAGGAGCAGUGAGAAUGACAGUCUAAUGGGAUAUCAGAUAGCUUUUGACUUAUAUGAAAAUGCAUCUCAACAAUUUUUAAAUGGUAUUAAAAAUUCCUUUAAAAAAUCACCUACACUUACAGUUCCACCUAGUGAUUCUUCCAAAAGUAACAUAGAUAGUGUUUCAGAGACACCUAUGGACACAACUGAAAGUUUAGAAAGUAAUAAAGAAGAUAUUUUGUUAGAGAGCAGCGAAUAUAAUCACAGAAUAGAAAAACUUAUAGACAUCCUUGGUGGAGAUGCUACUUUAAAAUUGCAUCUUGAAUUUUUAAUACGUAACAAUCAUGCAGAUUUACUUAUACUUAAAAAUACAAAGGAGAUUGUACGAAAUUCAAUAUGUCAUUCUGCAACUGUCAUUGCAAAUGCAUUUAUGCAUUGUGGUACAACAAGUGACACAUUUUUGAGAAAUAACCUUGAAUGGCUUGCAAGAGCAACAAACUGGGCAAAGUUUACUGCAACAGCUAGCUUAGGGGUUAUUCAUAAGGGGCAUGAAAAGGAAUCAUUAAAGUUGAUGGGUUCAUAUCUUCCAAAAGAUGGAAGCGCUGGUAGUGCUUACCAAGAAGGGGGCGGAUUGUAUGCUUUAGGAUUAAUUCAUGCUAACCAUGGCAACAGUAUAAAGGAGUACCUUCUUCAGCAACUUAAAAAUGCAACUAAUGAUAUGGUCAGACAUGGUGGAUCUUUAGGGCUUGGACUUGCUGCUAUGGGAACACAGCAAACUGAUAUUUACGAGCAAUUGAAGUUUAAUCUUUACCAAGAUGACGCAGUGACUGGUGAAGCUGCUGGUAUUGGAAUGGGGCUUGUUAUGUUAGGUUCAAAAUCUAGUCAAGCUGUUGAAGACAUGGUCAUGUAUGCAAAAGAAACUCAGCAUGAAAAGAUUUUAAGAGGCUUAGCUAUAGGAAUUGCAUUGAUCAUGUACGGAAGGAUGGAAGAAGCUGAUGAACUUAUUGAGGCUUUACUACAAGAUAAGGAUGCAAUUUUAAGAAGAAGUGCAAUGUAUACAAUAUCAAUGGCUUAUGCUGGAACAGGAAACAACAAAGCAAUUAGAAAGCUUCUUCAUGUUGCAGUUAGUGAUGUAAAUGAUGAUGUUAGACGAGCUGCUGUUCAAUCAUUAGGAUUUUUGCUUUUUAAAACUCCUGACCAAGUUCCUAGUGUAGUAUCGUUACUCUCAGAAAGUUAUAAUCCUCAUGUUAGAUGUGGAGCAGCAAUGGCUCUUGGUAUUGCUUGUGCUGGAACAGGAUCUAAAGAAGCUAUCAGUUUAAUUGAGCCUUUGAUGAAAGAUUCUGUCAAUUUUGUCAGACAGUAUGCUUUGAUUGCGUCAGCAUUGAUUGCUAUCCAACAGACAGAAGUAACAUGUCCAAAGGCAAAACAAAUUAGAGAAUCAUAUGCAACAAUAAUUGCUGAUAAACAUGAAGAUAGUAUAUCUAAGUUUGGUGCUAUUCUUGCUCAAGGAAUUAUUGAUGCAGGUGGCAGGAAUGCAACAGUAUCUUUUCAAUCGCGCGCUGGUCAAAAUCAUAUGCCAAGCAUUGUUGGAAUUUUUGUUUUUUCACAAUUUUGGUAUUGGUUCCCUCUUUCACAUUUCUUGUCACUAGCGUUCACUCCCACAUGUCUAAUUGGUCUCAAUACAAAUUUAAAGAUGCCUAAACUUCAACUACGUUCUAAUGCUAAACCAUCAACAUAUGCAUAUCCCGAAUUAUUACAACCUCCAAAAAAAGAAGAAAAAGAAAAAGUCAGUACAGCUAUUUUGUCAAUUUCUCAUAGAAUGAAAGGCCAGUAUAGAAAAGGUCGUUUUGAAGAGCCAAUGGAACAGGAGAAGAAUACUGAAACUAGUUCUAAAGUGGAACCUGGAUCUGACAAAGAAAAAGAGUCUGCAAAUAGUAUUGAAAAAGAUAUAGAUGAAACUGAUAAGGGUGAUAAUAAAGAAGGGAAGGAUAAAAAAAAAGAUGAACCUGAUUUUGAGAUAUUAGAAAAUCCAGCUCGUGUUAUGCCUGCACAACUUAAAAAGUUGACUAUGGCUACAGACUGUCGAUAUCAGCCAUUAAAACCUGUUUCUGUAGGAGGAAUCAUUAUUAUGAAAGACACAAAGAGCAAUGAAGCUGAAGAUUUAAUUGAACCUUUACCUGCAUUUACUGCAUCGACAGCAGACGAUGAAAACGAUGAACCUGAGCCUCCUGAACCAUUCGAAUACACUGAAGUUUAAUUUUUCAAAGAUGUUUAACGUUUAGUUAAAUACAAUUUUUUGUGUAGUCUUUAUAUAUAUACAUAUUUAUAAAAAGAUUCUAAAUUAAACUGAACGAAA